GAAGCGGUUCUCACGAGCUCACCGCUACACUGUUGUCACUCUCUGUUCAGCUGAAAGACGUUUGUGCUCCUCAUAUAAGGAUGGAUUUUAUCUUUAUUGCCUCAUGCGUCAUUCUAACCCUGACCUUCCCAGUGCACUGUGGGAAAAUCCUGGUGUUUCCUCAUGAAGGCAGUCACUGGGUUAACAUGAACAUAUUGAUCCAGGAGCUUCACUCCAGGGGCCAUCAGAUCACCGUGAUACGGGCCCUCGACAGCUGGUUCAUCUCAGAGACGUCGCCACACUACGUCUCAAUGACCGUCCCGUUUCUACUGGGUGGAGACGAUGAGUUUUACAGCAGUUUUGUUUCUAGACAACUGCAGAUCCGACGGCAGCAGCAAUCGGCGUGGACCAGAUUCAAACUGGACAUGGAGCUCAAGGAGAAAUUUUCCGAAAUGCACAGGAAGAUUUGCGAAAUGGUGAUCUAUAUUAUCGAGAAAGAUCCCGAGCUGCUGGAACAAAUCAAACAGGCCAGCUUUGACUUGAUGUUGACCGAUCCAGCGAACGGAGGAGGUGUUGUUCUCGCGCAUUAUCUGAAUUUACCUCUUGUUUUUAACGUCCGAUGGACUGUGCAUGGAGAAGCGCAUUUUGCGAUAGCACCGUCUCCUCUGUCUUACGUUCCCUUCCCGCUUUCUCAGCUGACCGAUAACAUGACUUUCCUUCAGAGAACGUAUAAUGUGUUGUUUUACACCAUUCGGCUUUUCCUUUACAAGCGCAUCGUUGGGCCUCAUUACAGUGCUUUGUGCGACCGAUAUUUUGGCCCUGAUUUGCACUAUUUUGAGUUAUUUCAAGCAGCUGAUAUUUGGCUCAUGAGGGUCGAUUUCGUCUUUGAAUUUCCUCGCCCGACUAUGCCAAAUGCCAUUUACGUCGGCGGUUUCCAAUGCAAACCUGCAAAAGAGCUGCCGAGGGAUCUGGAGGAUUUCGUGCAAAGCUCUGGAGAGCAUGGCGUCAUUAUUAUGUCUUUAGGAACAUUAGUUGGCCAACUUCCUCUUGAUAUAGCCGAUGAUAUAGCGGCUGCGUUUGCUCAGCUUCCCCAAAAAGUGAUUUGGAGAUACACAGGAGAGCGACCGUCUACUUUGGGCAACAACACUUUACUGGUUAAGUGGCUACCACAGAAUGAUCUCUUAGGACAUGUAAAAACCAAGGUUUUUGUGUCUCAUGGAGGCACUAAUGGUAUUUUUGAAGCUAUUUAUCACGGUGUUCCUAUAGUCGGAUUACCGCUGGUUUUCGAUCAGGAUGAUAACCUUUCAAAAAUGAGACAUAGAGGUGUAGCUAAAGUUGUGGAUAUUGCAACCAUAGAUAGACACAUAUUUAAAGAUGCCUUGCAGGAAGUGCUUACAGAGCCGUCCUACAGGAAAAACAUGCAGAAACUGUCCAGUCUGCAUAGAGACGCACCAUUAAAUCCGUUAGACAGCGCCGUCUUCUGGAUUGAGUUUGUCAUGAGACACAGAGGCGCUGCUCACCUGCGCACUGACUCUUAUAAAAUGCCCUGGUACUCGUACCACAGUGUUGAUGUUUUAGUGUUCUUGGUAUCGAUUGUGUCUUUAACAGUUUAUAUUGUGUUUAAAGUGAUCAGAUGUUUAUGUUGCAGGUUAUGUGCAAAAAGAAAACGAGCGAAACAAGAUUAAAGGGGUGGAGAUAUGAUAUGAUAAAAUAGAUAUAUUAUGAUUGUAUAA
Messenger RNA from Sinocyclocheilus rhinocerous, 1712 nucleotides. RefSeq names its product UDP-glucuronosyltransferase 2B31-like. The transcript has 4 exons. Gene Ontology annotation, molecular function: UDP-glycosyltransferase activity. The record is from RefSeq and is a predicted model, not a curated record. Bases 81 to 1664 code for a protein of 527 amino acids. NCBI's taxonomy places the organism in Eukaryota, Metazoa, Chordata, Actinopteri, Cypriniformes, Cyprinidae.